AUGCCUUUCGGAUCGAAGAAGAGCGACCAGGGAGACCUCGACUCCAAAAAGUCCUCCCUUUUUGGCAAAAGCAGCAGCAAACUCUCCAAAUCCCCCCAGCCGCCUACGAACAACCCCUACGCCGUCCCGGCGCCGUCCAACAACCCCUACGCCUCGCAGGGCAACAACGCCAAUCCCUAUGCCACUGCAGCUAGUGCCAACGACCCCUACGCCCGAUCACAGUCCUCCCUCACCCAGCCGCCCACCUCGUCCUUUGGAAGCUUGACUCUGCACAGCGACUCCGGCUUCCCGGACGAACGUCAAAGUCAGCAACCUCCCAAUCGAUAUGAAAAGUCCCCCGGCCCUCCAGCAGGGUAUGGUGGUCCAUCAGCCCGGUUUCAGGCCGGUGGCAGCUACGGGCAAGGAGGCGGAUACGGCAGUGAUCCGUACGGCAAUGGGAACCCCCAGCAAACCAGCAGGCAGGGAGGGUAUGGCGGGAUGGGGCGAAGGAACAGUCAAGACACCAUAAGCACCGACGCCGGCCGCAACGCCCUGUUCGGCGACGCCCCGAAACGAGCCGCCCAGCCUGCCCCCACCUCCGCGCAGCCCUACGGCACCAGUGGCGAUGCCAGCUACUCCAAUGCAGGCGGCUACGGUUCCAGCGACCUGCACGGCGGCUACGGCAGCCCCGCCCCGGACCGCGAGCUCACCGCCGAAGAGCAAGAGGAAGAAGACGUCAACGCAAGCAAGCAAGAAAUCCGCUUCAUCAAGCAGCAAGACAUCUCGUCGACGCGCAACGCGCGCCGCAUCGCCGAGCAAUCCGAGCAAAUCGGGCGCGACACGCUCGCCCGCUUGGGCGCGCAGGGCGAACGCAUCCACAACACCGAGCGCAACCUCGACCUUGCGUCCAGCCAGAACGUGCUGGCGGAGGAGAAGGCGCGCGAGCUCAAGACGCUGAAUCGCAGCAUGUUCGCCGUGCACGUCGCGAACCCCUUUACGGCGAAGAAGCGCGAACAGGCGGCGAAUAAUCUUGCGCUGGAGCGGAAUAGGCAGGAGCGCGAGACGAGGGAUGCCACGCAGGCGGCGGCGUUUAGCUCUACUGCUAGGGCGGAGCGGCAGGCGAGGGACCUGAAUGGGAACUUGAUCCGGCCGGGGGGCGCGAAGAAUUUGGCGGAGCGGGCCAAGUAUCAGUUUGAGGCGGACAGUGAGGACGAGGAGAUGGAGAAUGAGAUUGAUGAGAAUUUGGAUGCCAUUCAUCGCAGCGCCAAAACUCUUAAUGCGCUCGGAAAGGCGAUGGGAGAGGAGAUUGAGAGUCAAAAUAGGCAUUUGACUCGUGUCAUCGACAAGACGGAUCGGGUGGAUGAUCAGAUUGCCGUCAACCGCGCGCGGCUGGAUCGCAUUAGAUAG
Neohortaea acidophila is the source of this 1386-nucleotide messenger RNA. RefSeq lists its product as uncharacterized. NCBI's taxonomy places the organism in Eukaryota, Fungi, Ascomycota, Dothideomycetes, Mycosphaerellales, Teratosphaeriaceae. The record is from RefSeq and is a predicted model, not a curated record. Gene Ontology annotation, biological process: vesicle fusion; exocytosis. Gene Ontology annotation, cellular component: plasma membrane; SNARE complex. The transcript is spliced from 2 exons. Bases 1 to 1386 code for a protein of 461 amino acids. Gene Ontology annotation, molecular function: SNAP receptor activity; syntaxin binding.